Molecule: messenger RNA, 4053 nt
Organism: Strongylocentrotus purpuratus (purple sea urchin)
Lineage: Eukaryota; Metazoa; Echinodermata; Echinoidea; Camarodonta; Strongylocentrotidae
Gene: poglut1
Product: protein O-glucosyltransferase 1
Exons: 11
Coding region: 33-1232 (399 amino acids)
Biological process (GO): protein O-linked glycosylation; positive regulation of Notch signaling pathway
Cellular component (GO): endomembrane system
Molecular function (GO): UDP-glucosyltransferase activity; UDP-xylosyltransferase activity
Source: RefSeq, a predicted model, not a curated record
ACCACACAUAUUUUUGUGUAUAGUAGCAAAAGAUGUCAGCCUCCUGCAGGACUAAAAUGGGAAUGGCUCGGUCAGGAAUUCUUCGUUUUUGCCUCCUCCUGACAUGUUCUCAACUUUUAUUUACACAAGCAGAUACUGAAAAUGAUGAAAAGUGGCAGCCUUAUCUAUCACUCAUAGAAGAGGCCACUUCAAGCUACGAAGCCUGUGUAACAGAUGACUGCUCCUGUCACGCAGGGGUGAUGGAUGAAGACUUGUCGGUAUGGGAGGAGAGAGGAGGUAUCACCAGAGCGGAUGUGGUGAAAGCAGAGAGUCGAGGUACCCUCUAUCAGGUCAUCAACCAUAGGCUCUACAGGGAAGAGAAAUGCAUGUUUCCUGCUAGAUGCAAUGGAGUUGAACAUUUCAUUUUACGCAUCAUCAAGAAACUGCCAGACAUGGAGUUUGUGAUGAAUGUUAGGGACUGGCCACAGAGUGGGAAGUAUACUGAUCCAAUACCCGUCCUUUCUUUUAGUAAGGUACAAAGCCAGCAUUAUGAUAUAAUGUACCCAGCCUGGACUUUCUGGGAAGGUGGUCCAGCAGUAUGGCCGUUGUUUCCUACAGGCCUCGGACGAUGGGAUCUCUUCAGAGAGUCUAUUGACAAGGAAUCACAGAAAUUACCUUGGGACACAAAAGAAGAUAAAGCAUUCUUCAGGGGAUCAAGAACGACUGCUGAGAGAGACCCGCUUGUUCUCUUGUCGAGAGAUGAUCCAGACUUGGUUGAUGCAAGCUACACCAAGAAUCAAGCCUGGAAAUCUGAUGCAGAUACACUACAUAUGCCUCCUGCAAAAGAAAUGACAUUAGAAGAUCACUGCAAAUACAGAUACCUGUUUAAUUUCCGUGGAGUUGCUGCCAGUUUUCGUUUGAAGCACCUGUUUCUCUGCCGUUCCCUUGUCUUUCAUGUUGGUGAUGAGUGGCUGGAAUUCUUCUACCCAGCACUCAAGCCAUGGGUUCAUUACAUCCCUGUUAAGCAAGAUCUUUCUGAUGCAAGAGAACUGAUAGAGUUUGCCAAGGCCAACCAAGAGGUAGCUCAGCAGGUCGCAGACAGGGGUCGUGACUUUAUCUGGAAUCACCUUCGUAUGGACGAUGUGCAGUGCUACUGGAAGGAUCUGCUGAAGAGGUACGCUAAGCUGCAGAAAUACAAGCCUAAACACAGGAAGGAUCUACAGGAGAUCAAACCUAAGAAGGACGAAUUAUAAGAUGAUCAUGGCAUCCAUUAGUGAGAGGUGUUACAGAUUCACCUGGCUGACUUGGCGCUAAUUCACACAUAAUGCCGUAAACCGUGUAAAAAAAAAAAAAACAGAAGAACCUACCACAGCAAAAAAACACAAUUUAUUUACUUGUGUGUAAAUGUUGGUAGAUGGAGAUGAAAAAAUGUAGCUGAAUGCAACAAGGCUCCUACUUUUAUUUGUAAUAUAAGAUACAUAGAAAUGUGAAACACAUUACACUUAAAUUAUGUCACCUUAUUUAAUCUGCUGCAUUUUUUCCUUCUUUUUAGACGGUUUACUGUGUCAUACGUGAAUGAGGCUUGUACCGUAUGGUGUCGAGUAGCUAUUACUUGACUCUAAUUUAACUACUAUAACCAUUGAUAUUCGGAAUACCUCCAUUGCCAACUUCCUUUGCUUUCAUUUUGUCUAUUUGUAUCUGUAUUUUUCACAUUUUUACUGUAGAAAAUGGAAAUGAUUUUGUACUGGGUUUAGGAGAUUAAUAGUAGAAUGGUUUCCUUCGUUGAUAGAUGAAUGAACGUUUCAUUGCUCACAAGCGUUUAUAUUGUGAGACAUGAAUUAAAAAUAAUCAGUAAUUAUUUUUAGUACUUAAAUAGAAAACUGUUUAUAAUUCAUUUAUUUCAUUGGCUUAGAAAUUAACAAAUUUAAGCAUGGUAGUACCUUUUCUUAUCUUAUAUCAUAAUCCAACUAUUGUAUUAAAACAAAAUUGUAUUCAUUGUGCCUUAAAUUCAAUGUCAUAAGCUGUGGUGAUAUAUUCAAAAUAGGAAUGCUUGUCAAAACUGCAAUAUAACUGCCUAUGUAACUCAUGUAUCCAGUUGAUUUCAUGGCAUUGAUAGAUUAGGUGGACUAUUGCUCAUAGUGACAAUUCUUGUAGUAUGCACAAUAUGAAUCCUUAUUUAGAAUGUCUAAUCUUACCAUACACUAAGAUUGACCAUUGACAAAAUGUUUGUUGAAUUGAUCAUGAAAUGACCUAUCCUGUUCUCAUUUUGUGUGUGGUCAAUUUAGGUCAUACAGGUUAUUCAUGCCACAGGGUACAUGUAGAAUGCCGACUAUAGUUUGCAAGUCUUCCAUUUUUAUUUCAUGUUGAUUUCUUUUGUAUCUCACAUUGGAUAUACAUGUACUGUAUAUGUACAUUAUUAGUAUUUUGGGAGAAUGAUGAUAAACAAAGUCAUUCAGGUCUAAAUUUUAUUUAAAUGUAAUAUGUUAACAAGAUGAAAACAUAUUCUGCCUAUUUUGAGGACAAGACUGAAGUACUUGAAAAAAACAUAUUUUGUUCAGACUCAGUUGAUGAAGUGCACCAUAUGAUUUCAUUUAUUUACCAAGCUUAUUACAAAGCUCCUUUGUAUAUGUUUAUCACUACGAUUGAUAUUGGAAUUUAUUUAUCUACAUUUAUACAUAUCUAUGUAUGUGUGUCUGUACAUCUGUCUGUCUAUCCGUCUGUCUGUCUAGCCAUCUGUCUGCCUAUCUGUCUAUCCAUCUGUCUGUCUGUCUGUCUAUCCACCUGUCUGUCUAUCUGUCUGUCUGUCUAUUACCAUGGCACUUGUCUUUCUCUUAAUUUCUAUACAGUGCAAUCUAUUCAUGUUCAAGAUCUGCAAUUCUAUUUUCCACUCUGCAUAAGAGUUUAAACACAAGUUACUUAAUAAUUGGCUUCGUGUAUUCACAGCUAUAUGCAAUGUCUUCUGUUGUCCAGCAUUACACAAAUGUCAUGAGACUCAUGACCCAUUUUAUAAUGAGCAUGAUGGGAACUUAAAAUGUCUUUAUCUAGUGAUUUCAAAUAUUAUCUUGACUUUUGAACUUUUCUGAUUUAUUAUUAUUUUCUUAACUAUAUAUAUUUUUUGUUUGGGUAAUAGAGGGGAUGCAUAGUUAUUAUAAAUUCAAUGUUGAGAAACUUUCAAUUUGAAGAUGCUCCUAUUAAUGAAAAUGUCAGAAACAAAGUGAUGGAACAUACUCAAGACCACAAUUAUAGAUUUAAUCAUUAAUUUGAGGAAAUUCUAGGUAUGGGAGAAUAGAAGGGCUUUAAAAAUGACAAUGGACCAAAUUAGAAAUGUGUUGUAUUUCAUUACCUCCUUACAAACGAUUUUUUUUCUUACUGUGAAUUACGGUUAAAAUUAGAGAUAUUAGUUUCAGGUCAUUCCGCACUCACAAUUCCAAGUGAAUCACUCACUAUACUCUAUUCCAGCUGUAUGAUCGACUUUCUUGUGAUGACAUCAGUGACAGAAAGAUAUUUUCACAAGACGAGAAGAAGUCAUUGAUAAAGUGCAAGGAUGCCCUUUUUCAACAUUUUUUUCCUCUCAAAGAUGAACUUAUGGGCUCCUUUGAUUUAUCUCAAAUAGAUUUAUUUGGAAACCAAUAAAUCCAAGACCUAUUCAUAUGUAUUGAAAUUGAAUCAAAAUUUGUUUUCUCUAUGAAAUAUCUAUCAUCAUUUCUGUUUCAGAAAAAAAGUGAAGCAUAUUCAUAUGCAUAAGUUCUCUAAUGAAAUAUGUUUACACAUUUGAGUUCUAUGAUGAUAAUCAUUACAUCAUUUUUUUGCUCCAGUGAAGCACUCAUAGCUUAUGUAUGCAAUUGUAAUAUUUUAAUUGGACAAAUAUAUGUGAUACAUAUUCCAUAAAAUUCACUGUAACAUUGCUGAUAAAGUAUUCAUUUCAGACAACACCAUGAAAAUGAUAUAUUAAGCUUUAUGUUCACAAAAUGUACAUCAUUCAUAUUCCAUUUAUUUUUCUCAUGCUUGUCUUCAAUUAUGUAUGUGUUUGUAAUGAGCAAUAAAACAGAUUCUAUGAUUCUUACUCUGACCAUA